AGAGCUUCUGGCGAACAGUAACAAAUGAAACCAAGCGGCAAUUUUGGAACAACGAACUCAAACAAAACUCCAGAUAUAUUGAGCAAAUGUAUAAGCAGAUCAUCCAGCCUGUUUGCCUUUUCUUGUUUAUGUUUUUCGGAAGUACUUUUUAGAAUGCAGCAGCCGUUAUUUGUGAAUCACUGAGUCCCACUGGAGGGAAUGGAAUGAGGCUCUUAGUCAUGGCUGACUUAAACUGACAUACAGCCCAAAUCCUGUGUAUAUUUGCCUAGAUUAUAAGCAAGUUGCAGUGUAUUCAGUUGGGCUUACUCCCAAAUAAGUGUGCAUAGAAUUGCCCAUUGUAUUCAUACGGAUCCUGAUGACUUCAGAUAAGCUGACUGAAAAGUACAACCCAAAGUAAGAAGCAAUUGCUGGUGUCUGACUCAAGGAUCAAAGGAUGAUUUCUAACAUAUCUGCCAUGGAAGAAUUAAUUGUUGAACUGCAACUGUUUCUUCAGCUUCUGGACCAUGAAUACUUAACAACCACAGUCAGGGAGAAAAAGGCAGUUUUGAGUAACAUUCUUCUGAGGAUACAAUCAUCAAAAGACUUUGAGAUAAAAGAAAAUGCACAGAAACAAGAGGUUGUCAAUAACUUACCUGCCCCUCCUCAGAUGCCUCUGCCAGAGAUUCCUCAGCAAUGGCUGCCGCCAGAUAAUGGCCCACCACCGUUACCUUCCUCAUCCCUUCCUGAAGGUUACUAUGAAGAGGCAGUGCCACUCAGUCCAGGAAAGGCUCCAGAAUACAUUACAUCCAAUUAUGAUUCUGAUGCUAUGAGCAGCUCUUACGAGUCUUAUGAUGAAGAGGAUGAGGAUGGGAAAGGGAAAAAAAUGAGACAUCAAUGGCCUUCUGAAGAAGCAUCAAUGGACCUUGUUAAGGAUGCUAAAAUCUGUGCGUUCCUUUUAAGAAAGAAGCGAUUUGGACAGUGGACUAAACUGCUUUGUGUGAUCAAAGAAAACAAACUACUGUGCUAUAAAAGUUCCAAGGACCAGCAGCCUCAGAUGGAACUGUUGUUGAGUGGCUGCAAUAUUACAUAUAUUCCCAAAGACAGUAAAAAGAAGAAGCACGAGCUGAAAAUCACACACCAAGGGCAAGAUGCUCUAGUGCUUGCUGUACAGAGCAAGGAGCAGGCAGAUCAGUGGCUGAAGGUCAUUAAGGAAGUCUGCAGCAACUGUGUUGGAGCUCCAGAUUCAGAUGGCCCUUCAUCUAAUUCUCCUGUACACAAGACUGAACUGGAAAAGAAACUGUCUUCAGAAAGACCAAGUUCUGAUGGCGAGGGUAUUAUAGAAAAUGGAAUAGCUGCAAUCUGUAAUGGAAAAGAGCAAGUAAAGAGGAAAAAGAGCUCUAAGACAGAUUCUAAGGGGACUGUGUCUAAAGUAACAGGAAAGAAAAUAACAAAGAUAAUUGGCUUAGGAAAGAAGAAGCCCUCCACAGAUGAGCAAACCUCAUCAGCUGAAGAAGAUAUUCCAACUUGUGGAUAUCUUAAUGUGCUGUCAAACAACCGUUGGCGUGAGCGCUGGUGCAGAGUGAAAGAUAAUAAGCUAAUUUUCCAUAAAGACAGGACAGAUCUGAAGACCCAUAUUGUCUCAAUUCCUCUCCGCGGUUGUGAAGUUAUUCCAGGAUUGGACUCCAAACAUCCCUUGACAUUUCGUCUGCUUCGAAAUGCACAGGAGGUUGCAGUAUUAGAGGCUUCAUCUUCAGAAGAUAUGGGCAGGUGGAUUGGUAUUUUGCUGGCUGAAAGUGGCUCAUCUGCAGAUCCUGGCACUCUGCACUAUGACUACAUAGAUGUGGACAUGACAGCAAGUGUCAUUCAAGCUGCAAAGCAGACCUUCUGUUUUAUGAACAGACGUGUUCUCUCUACUAAUCCUUAUCGAGGAAAUGCUGCCAAUGGCUACGCGUGUCCCAGCGGGAUGGCACUUCAUUACGAUGAUGUCCCUUGCAUAAAUGGAUCAGUAAGAAUUGAUCUUUGUUGGGAACCAGAAGAUGGCUUUCAUACUUCUUGUAGCAGAAACAUGGGAGAAGAUGGGCUCUAUGAUAAUAUGGGCCUGUACGAUAACUUGCCGUCUCCGAAAAUCUUUGCCUGCUAUCCACCAGCAGAGCGAAAAACCAAUAGGUUAUCUACUGACAAACUGUCUUCUAACCACUAUAAAUAUCCUGUCUCAUCCAAUCUAUCUUCUGCUCAGUCUGUCACUAAUACCUCUGCUAUGGGGAGGGGAUCUGUGUCGCAGUUUAAAGGAAAGAAGGCUUCUGCAGCUGCAAAUGGGAUUAUGGGGAAAGGAAGAACAUUAAACCCACAAAAGAAAUCAGAAUUUUCUUCAAAUGUGAAACGCAGUACUUCUAACGCUGAACAGUACAAAUAUGGGAAGAACCGUGUUGAAGCAGAUGCAAAGAGGUUACAGACCAAAGAGGAGGAGUUGUUAAGGAGAAAAGAAACUCUGAGGAAUCGCCUAGCUCAGCUUCGAAAGGAAAGGAAAGACCUUCGAGCAGCCCUUGAAGUGAAUGCUGGUAGGAAAACUCUAAUUAUUCUUGAAGAUAAACUAAAGAAGUUAGAAGAAGAGUGUAAGUUGAAAGAGUCCGAACGUGUUACUCUGGAACUAGAGUUAACAGAGGUGAAAGAGAACCUGAAGAAAGCCUUGGCUGGUGGUAUCACAUUGGGACUGGCAAUUGAGCCUAAAUCGGGAACCUCAACUGCACAGUCUCCAGUUCUAAAGCAUCAGACCCUAGAGAAUUCACCUAUCUCCAGCUGUGAUACAAGUGAUACAGAAUGUUCUGUGCCUGUGAACAGUGCUGUAGUCCUGAAAAGACAUUCCUCCUCAAGCACUUCUCCAUGCAGAGGCCAUGUGCUUCAGAAAGCAAAGGAAUGGGAGCUGAAAAAUGGAACAUAAAGAAGCAAAAUCAUCACUAGCACUCUACUUUAAGGCUCUGUUUGGAACACCUAAUGUUGUGCUAAACCGAAAAGAAAAAACCUGCUCCAAAGAGGAUGCAAAAUGCCUUGGGCAUCAGACCUUUUUUGAUCCUUCUAUCCUUCCCCAUGAGAUCAUCCAGGGAUUUUCCAGAAAGAGAUCUCAGACCCAAAGUGAAAAUUCCAGUCAAUAUGGAUCACAAUAUAAAAUUGGGUUUAGGGAAAACUAGGUCAUAAGCAACUGGCACCUUCUGGAUGGGCUGUUACAGACAAAUGUAAUGGAAUGCCUUUGCCUUUAAUUUGUUGUUUCAACAAGAUCUAAAGAUGCAAAUAUGAUAAUAUAUUAGCAGCAGCAGCAUCUCCUAGGCCAGGGGUGGGGAACUGGAUUUGGUGGGUGGGCAGGAUCCUUAUGCUCCAACUCUCCACAGGCCAAGUUUGACAGGUGGGCAGGACUACCCACAUGUCAAUCACAUGACCUCCCAUCAGGUGACCCAUUUUUGUCCAUGUUGAAAAUCAAACUGGGGGCAAAGGGACAGCGCUGACCUUCAGAGCUUGUAAAGCACUGUACAUGUAGCUUUGCAGGUGCCACCAGUCAGGUGAUCAGCAUUGUCUACAACCCCCCUUUGUCCCAACCACAGGAAAAGGGGAGCAGGUGGGUGUGGCUUGGCUGAAAUGGCCUCAUGGGCCAAAUGGAGAGGCUUGACGGGACUAAUCAGGCCUACAGGCCGGAGGUGGUCCUUGUAUAUACUGCAACUCCAUGGAGUCAGUGUCCAGAUGAGGAAGGAUUAAAAUCCCCAUAAAAGUUCGCAGAUGUUUCUCAUACUUGAGUUCCAACCCGACCAUCCACAUUGCCCAGGUUUGGAUUCCUGCUCUGUUUGAAGUGCUGCCAUAUUCAGAAUGGUAGAGACGGUAUAGACCAAACCAGAUCCGAGUACAAUACUGUUUGUUUUGCUACUUUAUCGGUUGCUUGAAUAUGUCAUUGCUGUCAGUAGUCAUCACUGUGUGCAUACAAUCACUUUAUUCUUUUCAAAGAGCUAGCUUGGUUUGUUUCUUGAGAAUCCUGCUUCUGAUUAGAAAGGCAAUCUGUUAUCUUCAGCCAGAAGCACCCUACUGGCCAGCUGACUUGGAUUUUCUGCCUGUGGAGACAGAAAAAUAUCCCCAUUAUGUUUUCCUUUCAUAUUGAGGAAGUGAGGAGGGUAGCUCUGUGCAUGCAGAUGAAUUUGUGUAUGGAACAGUCUCCAGUAGUGUAACGAAUGGAGCAGCCCAUGUAAAGAGUGGGGUAAUCUCUAUACACAUCACAUGUACCAAGUUGUUUACAUAAAAUGGUUACUGUUAAUUUCAGAAAGAUGGAAGAGGAUAAAUUGCUCCACGAAGGGAGUAAAUUUUUCCUGAGAACCUGUAGAUAUAUGGAGUGGGUUGGUGCCACUGCCAACUUCUUUUUUCAUUCUGUUGUCAUUUUUCCUCUACCACUUGUCUGGAUUGUAUGAUAAUUUGACAGGGUUUUAUAAACUGAGCAAAAAUAUCUGUAUCCCAUCAAUUGUUCCAUGCAAGGAAGUGUAUACAAAAGUUAUUUUAUUUAGGCAAAUUAUUUUUAAACUAAUUUAUUUGUAUAUUACAUUAAAUGUUUAAUUUAUAGAUGUACAUAUUUAUGAUAUAUACUAGAUUUCGAUCAGCACGUUUAAUAAGGAAGCAACGUCUGUUAUUGUCCCAUUUAAACAGAUCACACAUCAUGUAACACAGAGUAUAAUAACUAGAAUAAAUUACCAGAUAUGUGCAAUUUUAUUUUUCCGUUGUGAAAAUUAUUUUGAGCAGAGGGUGCAUUUUAAAGUUUAAUUGCUGCAUCUUCAUAUCUUUUCCUAGGCUGGUAAAUUCCACUAAACUCGGGCCCAAGACAGAUGUGCAGAUCUUGGAGAGUCUGCUGUUCUCUGCAGCUUUUUAAGGACAGAUGCAAACAUUUCCAAAGUGAAUGAAAUGCAGGGGAACUGGUUCUUCCUGUUUCUAGGAAAAAUUGGCUUGGCAGAGUUCUGAUUAGCUAACUCUUUUGACGAUACUUUGCUACCUCCUCAUCUAGCUAAGCAGAGUACUAAUCGACUGGCUUGUGUGACAGACCACCCCCAAUUAAUUUAAAAUAAAAAAACCAAAUGCUCGUCCUACACAGAGUGGAUCCAUUGAAGUUAACAGACAUGACUGACUUAGGUUCAAUCAUUUCAGUGGGUCUACUCCAAGUAGAACGAAUUCAACCUUAAAUGUAUUGGCAUCUUUUUCUUAAGGUACCAAAUACAUAUCUUAAAAAGUUAAGACAUGAUGGGCAUACAUGCACACAAAGAUUUUUUUAAAAUACAAAAGCUUGCCUAUACCAGAUAAUGAGUGGGGUACACAUGAGUGGAGAGGGAAAAUGCAGCAGAAAUACAUGAACCCCCUUUCUGUCUUGGGCCUGAGAGGGAAAUGAGUCUCUGUGUAACUCAGUUUGAGCAAAACCUUCCAACAGAAUGUUUGUUACCCUUAAUACAGAGGUGGGAAUUUGUUUAGCAAAUGUCUUAUUUUGUAGGAAGUAGUUUUGCUACAAUAUUAUUAAAUUUCAUCUCCUUGAGGGUUAGUACUUUUCAAAAACAAGACACUGGGCAAUGGUUGGUAUAAUACACCUGUGCCCACCUUUCCCCCCUCCCCACCCUUUGAGUCCUUCUGAUGACAGUGCUGUUACUGGUUGGUUUUUUUUAUCUUGCCAGUGUUUGAUACAGAUAAUGCGCAGUAUGGAUGUAUACAGAUAAAACUGCAGAAACAAAAACAGAGCCUCUUCAUAGACCACAUUAAAUACUGUGAAAUAUACUCCAUCCCCUUUCUUAGUGUCUUAUGUUUACUUAUGCGGUAAAGUGCUUUGGCAUUCCUCUGUAUGGACAAGGGGUGUUUUACAUGCCUCCUCUUGAAUAAUUUCAUUGGCUUUCGCCUGAGUAGAAGGGUUGGCAUGCUCAUGGGCUCCUUGUGCAAUCUUCUCUUUUGAUAAACCAGUUACCAGCAUUCUGUCACACACUGCCAUGAAUCCAGGAUAAAGGCUAUGCAGAUUGGAGACAAUGCCUCAUCUGUUUCCCUUUCCCAUCAUGCAUUUCACACAGGCCUUUAGCAAGUUUUUUAAAAUAACAACCAAGAGGGCUUUUAUGUAAUAAUUUAUCAGGCUGCCUUGACAACAGUGCUCCCAAUUGCUUUAAAAAUGUUUUUGUACAUUACAUUUCUAUGUGAGGAACAUUUUACUGAUCUAGGUUUUCAAACUAAAGGAUAAACCAGGAACUAUUUUUUAUUUUUGUUCUAGAAGCUGCAUUAUGUCAUCAGGUCACAAUGUGGGUGUUUUUUAAAUGUCAGGUUAUAGUUUGGGGAACAAGAGAGUUUUAAAAAAUAUUUGUAAUAAUACAUUUUGUACCAGUCUUCCAUUAUUACUAUACCUACCAAUGAAUCUGAGCUGUUUGGCCUAAAAUAAUGUCCUUGUAUUAAGACUGUAAUUAUUUUUCUUACUGUAUUUUCAAAGACAAGAUCAUAUUUAAAGUUUCCCAUGAAGAAGGAACAAAAAAGCAAGAAAAAACAUUUAUUUUGUGAGCUUUUGGUAUGUUCUCAUGUAAUGUUUCUGUAUUUUAUUUUACAUUUUAUUUCUCUGGAAUUUCUCAGUAUAUGGCUGCUGUUAGGAAUGAAAUGCUGGACUAGAGAAACCUUGGCCAGCAGGGUGAUCAUUAUCUUCUGAGAAAAACAUUUCAGAUUUUAAAGAGUCCAAAUGGAAAAAAUGGCCCACAAGAAACCUAGGCCUUACUAGCUUUGAUUAACUUUUUACCUUUCUGUCCCAGAAAGUAAUAUGACAGGCACCUAAUUG
This is a messenger RNA of Rhineura floridana, 6787 nucleotides long. It is a transcript of the gene AFAP1, whose product is annotated as actin filament associated protein 1. Bases 434 to 2917 code for a protein of 827 amino acids. Gene Ontology annotation, molecular function: SH2 domain binding; SH3 domain binding. Gene Ontology annotation, cellular component: cytosol. NCBI's taxonomy places the organism in Eukaryota, Metazoa, Chordata, Lepidosauria, Squamata, Rhineuridae. The transcript has 19 exons. The record is from RefSeq and is a predicted model, not a curated record.